Molecule: messenger RNA, 1169 nt
Organism: Setaria italica (foxtail millet)
Lineage: Eukaryota; Viridiplantae; Streptophyta; Magnoliopsida; Poales; Poaceae
Exons: 2
Coding region: 252-881 (209 amino acids)
Source: RefSeq, a predicted model, not a curated record
UGCAGGAGCGCCGCACUUCCAAAAAGAGAGCUAGAGAAGAACGCGCGGCCAGAUUCCGGAGCAAGAAAAAUCACCGUCGAUCGACAAAACCCUUGAGGUACGCCGCCACCUAUUCGCGACCUCUUCGUUUCUCCGACCAGAUCCCAAUCAACAUCUGCCUCCUACGCAUUUCUAUCUGUGCAUCGCCGUCCAGGUUCGCUGCACGCCUAGUGUUCGCGCAAAUGCCCCAGUGGAGCAAGUGCUUUUGAUCGAUGGCGACGUUCCCCAUCAAUCUGCUGGACGGCGCUGACGGCUACCUCCGGUGGAAGGAGUCGGUGCUCCUGCUCCUCCACAGCGUCGACGUCGCCUACGUGCUCUUCGACGAGCCCCCGUCUCGGGCCGGCGGCGACGGCUCUCAGGCAGCCAAGUGGGCGCGCGACGACGGGCUGUGCCGCGGCCACAUCCUCGCGGUGCUCUCGGACCGCCUGCUCCCGGUCUACGUCCGGCACGCCACCGGCAGGGCGCUGUGGCAGGCCGUGGCGCGCACCUACGAACCGGACGCCACCUCUUGGGAGCUGAGCUUCGAGGAGCUCGAGUUCCGCGAGGACGAGACCCUCCGGGAGCGGGUGGCGCGCGCUGAGUCCCUGGCCGUCGCCACAUGCAGACUUCCGGAGCCGCGCGACGAACUGGUGGCUUACAUGGUGUGCUCGAAGCUUCCGGACGUGGCCGAGGACGCCAUCAUGCAGAUGAAGGGUGACGAGACCAGCAUGGAUGGGCUCUGGAGGUCUGCUCAGGCUAUGGAGAGGAUUCGCAACGAUACGCAGGCAAGGGUGGCUAGGCGGGAAAAGGAGAUCAGGAUCAGCGGCAAGUGGGGGCACAUUGUGAAGAAGAAGCGCUGGUGAUCAAGGCAUGGUGAUGGCACCAACUAUCUGUGAGCUUACCUUGGAUGUUCAAAGAAGGGGCCUGACUGCCUGAGGCCAAUCGGGGCUGUUAUCUGAAUCUUGGUAUAGUGUUUGAUUAAUGGGAAGCUUUAACACUUUAGAUGCCGAAUCAGCUGAAUCAAGCCUUUUCUAAGAUUUCUUUUGUUGUGGUAAAGAUAUCAUUUUGUUUUGUUGCAGCAAGGAUGCCCUCAAAUCCGAUCAAGUUGUAGAUAUCUUCUUCAGAUUUUGUUCAUCGCUGUCAUGAUGUUA